CUCUGUGGUAAGGGAGCAAUACGGCGACACAUUCGAGGCCCGUGCACUGCCACAGACGCGCCAAUCCGAUCUCACCUCAGAGGCUCAGCUGCCUUUGAUCUAUCUCUCUGUUUGUUUGCAGGCGAGGUCUUCAGCUCUUGUGGCGGUCAUUCCGAGUGCCCAUUUCUUAAUUUAACGCCUCACUUUUGUCGCUGUCGCCAUCUCCAUGCCAUGACUUGAAUGCUGUGAGGGUGGUGCCCUUUCUCUGCUCCUACUUUUUUUUUCGAAUUUCGAGUUCCCAUUCCUUCUCUACGCCUUUUCUCACACCACGCGCACUCAUUUCGGAGAGGUUACGUCCCAUCACACCUGCCUCUAGCAAACGCGUAAUCGAACUUCAAGCUACGCUCGGCGUUCACCAUGUCGGAACGAUUCUACGGCGUGACGCCGCCCAUUUCGACGGCACUGCCGACCGAGCGAGAGAAACAGCUGAAUAGAGCGCUGCACGAGGAGCUGCGAGCGCAAGGCACUUUUGAAUCCCCAGCCGAGACCGAAAAGAGAAAGGAGGUUCUCCGUCAGCUUGAGAGGAUUACGAAUGCUUUCGUGCAGAGGGCAGCGCAAGAAAAGGAGCCCAAGAACACCUUCCUCAUCCGCGAUGCUAUUGGCAGGGUUUUUACAUACGGAAGUUACCGCCUCGGUGUGUACGGGCCUGGCUCCGAUAUGGACACCCUCGUGGUCGCCCCGAAGUAUGUCACGGUAGAUCAGUACUUCCGCCUCUUCCCCGAGUUGCUUGUCGAGAUGGCGCCGCCCGGUGCCAUCACGGAUCUUACCCCGGUGCCGGAGGCCUUCGUGCCAAUCAUCAAGUUUGAGUUCUCUGGCAUCAGCAUAGAUCUUAUCUUCUGCUCCAUUCAGACACUCAAACAGUUGCCAGCCGACAAAAACUGGAGUCUAGCCGACAACAAUCUACUACGCGGCCUGAGCGAGAACGAAGUGCGCUCGCUGAACGGAACGAGAGUGACGGAUGAAAUCCUGAGCCUUGUUCCUGAGCCGGCCACGUUCAAGCUCGCGCUGCGAGCCAUCAAGCUUUGGGCGCAGCGGAAGGCCAUCUACGCCAACAUCAUGGGCUACCCUGGAGGUGUCGCCUGGGCCAUGCUCGUUGCUCGGGUAUGCCAGCUGUAUCCCAAGGCCACGAGUGCGGUUGUGGUGAACAAAUUCUUCAACAUCCUGCUUAAAUGGCCGUGGCCUCUCCCGGUUCUUCUAAAGGACAUCGAAUACGGGUGCCCCGUCACGCGAGUGCCCGUGUGGAAUCCCAAGAUCUAUCCUAGCGAUAGGAACCACAGGAUGCCGAUAAUCACACCGUCUUACCCGUCGAUGUGUGCUACGCACAACAUUGGCAGGUCUUCCAUGGCGGUGAUCCAACAGGAGCUCGAGAAGGGAGCACAGGUAACAGAAGAGAUCAUGCUGGGUAGGCGACCAUGGAAAGACCUCUUCACGAAGCAUAACUUCUUCACUUCAGGCUUCCGGUAUUACCUCACAGUGAUCUCUGCCAGCAGAACCAAGAAGGCGCAGAACGCCUGGUCCGGGUUCAUCGAGUCGAGGGUGCGCGUGCUGGUCAAUAAGAUCGAAAUGCAUCCCUCGAUCGCUCUAGCACGGCCGUUCAACAAGGGCUAUGACAGAGUUCACCGGUGCAAGAACGAUGCCGAACUCGAGGAGGUAGUGUCAGCCGGCAGCCUUGCAUACCUCUACAAGCCGCCCGCGGAUGGCGACGAGCCGGUCAAGAAGGAGAUCAAACAGGAGAUCAAAAACGAAGAUGGCGUAUCGGUAAAGCAGGAAGACCCCGGAGUGAAGACCGAGGACGGCAUGCGGAUUAAGCGUGAGCAUUCCGAAGAGGCCCAGCCACAAGCGACAGCGACAGCGACAACGAACAUCAAGCCCGAGCCCGGCGCAGACGAAAGCGAGGUCAAGCUCGAGGAGAUCCCGGAAAUGAAGAAGGACGGACCCGAAGAAAUGGAGAUAUACACAACUAACCACUACAUCGGGCUGCAGCUGGACGAGAAGGCCAAGUCGCUUGACCUGUCGCGUGAAGUGAACGACUGGAAGGCCAUGUGCACAUCCAACGAUAUUUACGAGGAGGGGAUUAUGUUCUUGUCGAUUCAGCACGUCAAGAACACGGCGCUGCCCGACGAUGUGUUCGAGCCCGGCGAGGUGCGACCCCGGCCGGCCAAGAGGAGCCUUAAGCGAGUUGCAUCCGAGGAGCCGAGUAAGCAGCAGCAACCUCCGUCCAAGAGGCAGGUUCAUCUUCAGGGCACAGCGCCCGCCGCGCAGCAGCCUACUACGACGGCCACUGCGGCAGCUGGAUAGGAGCCAGGGAGACCGAGUGAGGGCAUAUGGGAUCGAACGUCGGUUGGACGAGCGGGAGUCCAGAAGGAGUUGGGGCGGGGGAAGGCCAAGCGAUCGAUUCGGGUGACUGGACAUGUGCCAGAU
This is a messenger RNA of Chaetomium strumarium, 2460 nucleotides long. RefSeq names its product Poly(A) polymerase central domain-containing protein. Gene Ontology annotation, cellular component: nucleus. The transcript is spliced from 2 exons. Lineage: Eukaryota; Fungi; Ascomycota; Sordariomycetes; Sordariales; Chaetomiaceae. The record is from RefSeq and is a predicted model, not a curated record. The coding region runs from base 397 to 2337 and encodes 646 amino acids. Gene Ontology annotation, molecular function: poly(A) RNA polymerase activity; RNA binding.